UUUUUCUUUUGAAACGUGAAAAGGUUCACAAUUUUAAAGUAAAUGAAAACUGCUGCUUGGAUGAAUUAUUUAAUGCUAAAAGAAUCUAAUAAUUUAGAGCUAAAAACUAACAUGAUUAAUCGAAUAGCAUCUAAUGCUUGUUCAAACACUUCCGAUUGAACUGGAAAAUCAAUUUUUAAAUCCAAUUAGGCUAUGCUCCAAACGGCUUGUUGCUUAGUUACUUAAUUUCCUCCUCUUGCCAGUCUUUGAAAUUUAAAUUUACGCAUAGUAGAAUAUACAGUAAUGAAUAACAGAAUGGUUUCUAUGGAAAAAACGACUAAAAAACGGCGGAAGACAACAUCAAUGCUAUUACAUCAUGAAGAGAGAGAAUUAGAGAAAUAUAGGCAAAGCUUGGAAAUGGAAAGCAAAGAGAGACUAUCAGCUUUUAGGAGAAGCCAUGAAGUAUUUGUUGGCAAAUAUGGUCAUAAUCUUUUACCAGCUUGGGCUCCGACGGUUUCACAUCAGUUACUUAAUGAUAAGUUCUCGCGAGUUGUUCAUAGUUUUCUUCCGGAAAUACCAAACAGUAGGAAGGUCAGUUUAGUAAGUAGUAGUUUUCCAGUGCCAAAAAGAAAUGUACGGGAAAUUCGUCGAACUAUGAGUAUGACAAACUCGAAACAUUUAGAUUAUACAGAAGAAGAUACAAGAAGAUUAUUGGAUAUUGACAAAUUUCUGAGAAGCUCUCUUCUAACAGAAAGUUUGAAUUUUCAAAACACUAGCAGAUCUAAUAGUAUAGAAUACGAUAGAAAUAAAGAUGGAAAACUCUUUAAAACAGUAGCAAUGAAUGUCAUUAAAAGGCAAAGUGUUACUAGAGCUUUCCUCUCCACACUAGUCGAAGAAUCAGAAGAAGAGGAGAAUAAUGACAACAUUGGACAUUGCUAUUUAAAUGAAGCCUUUAGGACUUUAAAGGAUUGCCGAUAUUUGAGACUACCCACUUUCGAUAAUAAAACUUAAUAAAACUACAAUACUUUUUCUAAUUGAAUAUCUUUUAAUCCUGAAAUAAACUUUGACAGAAAUUUGAUAUUUUUAUGGAUUAUUCUUAUUCCACUCGAAACUGGUGUAAGACUACGAUUUAAUUCAAAUAGAAUAUCAAAAAAAUAGCAAACAAUAUGAUAAUCUUAAAGAAAUCAAAAGAAAUUCAAGUUACGUCUCGUACGAGUCUAAAUUGAAAGACAUUUAUUUGACAUUACGAAAAGGAAGGUCAUGACGAUAUUGUAGAAUGUCAAUACAAAAAUAAAAGCUGAUAAAAGCGAGACGAAAACGUUAAAAAAAUAGAAAGAGAGAGAGAAAGAGAGAGAGAGAGAGAGAGCGAAACUAAAAAUGAAGGCUAUUGCUUUUCAUGUAUUUGUGCUUUAAUUUGCUAAUAGACCUAUUCAGGAAACUUGAUGAAUGCUUAAUCUGAAUACUACAGUAUACUUUGGAUAUAUAAUUAAAA
Molecule: messenger RNA, 1471 nt
Organism: Dimorphilus gyrociliatus
Lineage: Eukaryota; Metazoa; Annelida; Polychaeta; Dinophilidae
Source: the annotation of a GenBank genome assembly